AUGAGCAAACAACCGUCUAGGAGGUUCAACAAAAGAACACAAGGACGUCGAGACAAUGAUUACAGCAGGAAGACAACAACAACGACACCCCAAGGAGGUGAUGAUGGACGUAAACGCCAACUCUUUGACCCUUUCUCUGAUAAUCCUAUCGCCUUCAAUCGUUCCACCACUGUUGAUAAGCAACAAGAGACGCAACCACAGAUAACCACUGCCACCAGUGGAAGACGAUCUUAUCUUGCACAACGUCGCGAUGGCCUUUUCCUUCGCAACAUGGAUGAUAAUCAGCGACGUGAGAAGAAGAACAACAACAACAAUCAUCGUCGUCUUUGGGAUCCAAAUGAUGACAAGAAACCACCCAUGCAACUACCACAACGUGAUGAUCCACCAGUACCCACUGUUGCUAGACGCCGCUCACCUCCAACAUCAGCAACAACAACAACAACAACAUCACCACCACAAUCGAAUUCAGUGAAAGAUCAACAUAAGCGCAAGAUCAAAGCUAUGUUUGCGAGUAUCCAAGAUAUUGAAGGAAAACUUGUCAGCGUGGAUGCCGAAGCUAGCAAGCUUGAAUUUUUCAAAAAUGAGCAUGAUGAACAUGAUCGACAGCAAAGACAACGAAUGAUGGAUUCAGUGGAUAAAAAGGAACAACGGCCCCUGACUCAAGUUGAUCUAGACAUGGCAGGUGAAAUGUGGCGACAAAAAGUGGAAUUGCAUAUAGCAUUGGCCGACAAAUAUCUUGACCUCAUGCAGUUUGACUAUGCGUUUGCCGAGAAAAAGAGUUUGGAGAGUCUUUGUUGGAAACGUGCCAUUUAUUCCUUGGUGGAGCAAUUUCGAACAGCCUUCAAGAUCAGAAUGACAGAAGCUGAAGAUCCAGAAGAGGAGGGUGAUGAAUUGGAAGAAGAGGAGGAAGAUAAUGUGAUCGCCGAAAGCACAGUCGACAUGCCGUUAUUUUCUGAUAUGGGAAAUGACGAUUAUGAGGAUGAAGACGAUGAGGAUCAAAAAGCAGCUUUGGUCACCAAAUCAAUGGAAUUGGACAAGCUAAAGGAAUGGUUUGCGGAUUUCUUGGAUCAAGCGGAUGAUUUCUACAGAAGAUCAAUGUCGAUAUUACGAUCGAUGGAUACCUAUUCAGAGAUGGAUGAAGAACAGCAUUUGCAAGAAUGGAGAAGAACCCAUCGACUCAAAUGGUACAAAGCCGUUCCUAAUCGUGGCGAUCUUGCUCGUUACCGAUGGACCUAUGCAUCGAGGGAUGAACUCACAUUUCGUGAAGCUUGGCAGUGGUACGCAUUGGGAGUAUGGUUGAUGCCUGCUACUGGGAAGCUCUAUUUUCAUCUAUCCUUGUUGAUUCAUGGUGCCAAUGCAGCGGAUCCAACACGUGAUUUGCAUCGUCUAUAUUUCAGUAUCCGGAGUUUGAUGGUUCGUCGCAAUGGAUUCUUGAAUGCAAGAGAAGGAAUGAUUGUAUUAUUCGAGAGCAAUCGUCGAUGGGUCGACAAGUAUCUCAAAACGGUCCAAUCCAACAAAGGAUCACGCUUUGGUAAUCGAGGCAAAAAGAUGAGACAAGAACAGCAGCAGCAACAGGAACGAUUAGCAGCAACAUCCCAAGACAUUGCCGCAGCCUUGUUUAUACGUCUUCAUGGAAUGCUAUUCACCAAAAUCAGCUUGGAUCAAUUUGCCCAAAUCAAACGCCGAUUCUUCGAUUGUCUCUUUCCCGAUGCUUCGCCGAAUGAGAGUACUGGUGUUAUCGGCAAUGAUGAUACAACACAUGAUUCACCAGCAAUCAAUGAUGGUCGACUGGAUAUCCAUGAAAUGUUCUGGUUUGAGGCAGCUGUGAUUUGCAUAUCGUCAUUAUACAACUACGAUUAUGCAUCAUCCAAGUUUACCAAGUUGAGCGUACUUCAAGGCAAACGUUUGUAUGCCGAAUCAGCAGCAGCCGCAUCAACUGAGGAUCCAACAAAGAGUGAUAGCUACAACGAUUUGGUGGAAGAGCUCAAGGACAGUAUUUUGUUUGCGUACAAUGUGGAUUUGAUGACGAGUAUCGCCGUUCAACUCUUUCGACGUUUUCUGGAUCGAUCACUUUUACCACCAAUUACUCCCAAUCUUCCCUUGCUACCACCAUCGCCUCGCAGCUUGAAUGACAACUAUGGUUUCAUCUUUGAACGCAGAGAUUUACAUACAUCAUUGAAUGACGGCAACGAUGACGACGACAACAACAAGAAAAGCAGCAUGAAUGAACCUUGGAUUAUAUUUAUUGAGACGAUGUUGCAUUGGAUGGUGGUCAAUUCAGUGUGUCAGCGACCUGAAGGAGGAAUCAGCUUAUGGGAAGCACUUGUCGGCAAUCCUGCUCCUGAUUUAUUGAAGAGAAACAUUGCUGAGGAUGACAAUGACAGUAAAAUCUCCCCGAUGUUUUGGCCGCUGUUGCUCGAUUUUCUCAACAACCAGCUGCAAUCUCUUGAGGAUGAUAUCAAAUACGAGGUCGUGAAUCAAUUCUUGCUCGAUGAUGAUGGCGAUGAUUGCAACUCGAGCAAAGAGCACUCCCAAGCGGAAUACGCAUUUGGCAGACUUGUUACUAAGGUCCUUGGUAAAAAGCCUAUUCUUCCCGAAGAGAUGCAUAUGCGUGGUCUAGGAUGGGUGGAUGACAUUACCGGAAAGCUUCUCAAGAUCACUCCUCUUUUGAACGACACACAACACGAGACACCAUUCCCUGGUUCUGGCUACGACCUUCACACUCAACGUAAGAUCAAGGUACUCAGUUACGGAUUUGCUCUUGCCAAGCAAAUGAGCCAUGUCUUUUGCUAUGAUCCAGUACUCGAGAUAUUUGUUGUCAACAAAGGACUUGAAGAGGAAAUCGAUAUGCAUCAAGAAGAAGAUGAUCACGUGCAAUCCCCCAUCUCCAAUGUCAGCCAAGGAACGGAGAGUGAUGAAAACAAUGAACCACCACUUGCACCAACAAUCGAAGCCAUGGAUGAUGCUGUGCUUUUCUCGAACGAAAAUGAUUCUGUGGAUGAGGAUGGGGAUGAUGAUAUGCUCACUCAAUUGAAAAAGAGACGUGAACAAUUACAAGCUAUGCUCACUACCACUUCCGGCACCAACACCAAUCAUCGACGUGCACUUGGUCGUCUUAAAGAACGUGAGGCUCGUUUGAAUCGCCUUCGAGAGAGGGUUAUUCCAGGUCAAACGGUGAUUGUACUUGAUACCAAUUGCUUCAUUGGUCACAUUGAUCAUGUCCAACGUCUUAUCCAAAGUAACAAAUGGUCUAUUGUUAUCCCACUUGUUGUGGUUACUGAAUUGGAUGGUUUACGAAGCAACACACCUCCACUGGGUGAAAUAGCCGGAGAAGCUCUCAAGUUUAUUGAAACGACGCUUGCAACAAAGCAACGGAGUAACACCCAUCUAAGGAUUCAAACAUCGCACAACAAUUUUAUGCAUGACAUUUCGAUUCGCUCCGAGCAAUUCGUAUUUGGUGAAACGGACAAGAAUUUGGAUGAUCUUGUUUUAUCAGCCUGUUUGUGGUGGGCACGCGAUAGCGAGAAGGAUGACCAUGCACGGGUAUGUCUAGUGACGGGUGAUCGCAACCUUAGCGUCAAAGCCCGUGCUCGCGACAUUGAUGUUAUGUCAGUUUCAGCUAUUAUGCAAUUAACUCCAAAGAAAUAA
Lichtheimia ornata is the source of this 3648-nucleotide messenger RNA. RefSeq lists its product as uncharacterized. Lineage: Eukaryota; Fungi; Mucoromycota; Mucoromycetes; Mucorales; Lichtheimiaceae. The transcript has 4 exons. Bases 1 to 3648 code for a protein of 1215 amino acids. Gene Ontology annotation, cellular component: telomerase holoenzyme complex. Gene Ontology annotation, biological process: nuclear-transcribed mRNA catabolic process, nonsense-mediated decay. The record is from RefSeq and is a predicted model, not a curated record. Gene Ontology annotation, molecular function: telomerase RNA binding; protein binding; telomeric repeat DNA binding.